Punctularia strigosozonata HHB-11173 SS5 is the source of this 1072-nucleotide messenger RNA. RefSeq lists its product as uncharacterized. The transcript is spliced from 5 exons. Gene Ontology annotation, molecular function: poly(ADP-ribose) glycohydrolase activity. Bases 1 to 870 code for a protein of 289 amino acids. Gene Ontology annotation, cellular component: nucleus; cytoplasm. NCBI's taxonomy places the organism in Eukaryota, Fungi, Basidiomycota, Agaricomycetes, Corticiales, Punctulariaceae. Gene Ontology annotation, biological process: regulation of DNA repair; ATP generation from poly-ADP-D-ribose; carbohydrate metabolic process. The record is from RefSeq and is a predicted model, not a curated record.
AUGAGCAUCGUCCUGUCUUCUUGCUCAUCGCUCCUUUGUCAGGAUCGCUUCAGCCUCGUCGACUCUGACGAGGCCGAGGUGCCGUUCUGGAGCGUACUUGAAGUUAUCCUACAAGAACCGGUCGUAUCCGCUGACGAUGAUCUGGAUGGCCUUAAGGCUCACGUUUGUUCGAGCCCCGAUGACGAACGCCGAUUCUGUUCGACUACGUGGCGCGCGCUGGUUGCCUUGGCGCUGGAAAUGCCCGUUCUGUACGCAUCGCGCGAGCCGUUCACAGGUUUGGAAGUCUGUCGCACAGCCGAGGCGACUACCCAUUCGCGAUUCCUCGGGCUCGAUGGCGGCGCCGCCGUGAUUUCCGCAAAUCGGUUCAUCGGGUUCGGAUGCGGCGGGACGCAGGAGGAGGCGAUGGUGAACAUCGUCGGGUAUGGCAGGAGUGCCUGGGUCGAUCCGGGUCUCGGCCCAGACGGGGAGGUGAAUGGAGCGAGUUCUGACUGGACGCACGGGACGAUGCUCUUCAUGGACGCACUCGAGCUAGACCAGGAGGACUACGGGCGACGCGUCCGCGAUCUCCUCCCUGGCCACAUCGACCGCGAGCUGAGCAAGUGCGCCACCGCCUUCUCCUCCUACGACAGCGCUCCAGGCCCGUACCGUCACAUCUCCACAGGCCUAUGGGGCUGCGGCGCCUUCGGCGGAGACCCGCAGAUCAAAACGGUCAUACAGUGGGCAGCCGCGUCCCUUGCCGGUGCUCCACUGCGGUUCGUCUGUCAGGAUGAGGCAUUUGCGGCGUCACUCGAGAGCUUUGUCCAGAGCGUCAGAAGCGGGGGCUGGAGUGUCGGGCAAGUGCUAACCUGUCUCAGAGAGCACUACGACUAGCCUUCCAACGCGCUGUGCUCGAUCGCGUUGCAACCUGCGCAGCGCCGGCUCGCAGCACAAUUCACCGAGAGAUAAACCUAGGUAGAAUAAAUAUUGACAACAGCAAAUGGUAUCCGGGCGCACUCUAAGCUAUCUAUGUUUGCCAAAGCAGGUGGUGCUACCAUAUUUGGUACGUGCCUUCUCUGCGCCGCUAUCGUUCCCC